UGGUGUACUGUAGUGUUGCUCUGGAGGAGAAUCCCACGAACACUGAGGUCUUCCACCACUCGCUCAUCGGUGAGCGAUUCAGUACUAAGGCGAGUUCGUCGAUACGUGGACCGUGGAGUGAAUUAACGCUCAACUUCCGCUUGGGAUUGCAGUGAUUUAAUCAGGAAGUGUGUAAUUUUGGUGUAUCACGCUGAUCUGCUCUCCCGUUGUCGUCUGAGCCGGGCUCCGCGGCCGGAGUGGGGCGAUGUGCCAAUUGGGCAUGGUGUGAUGGUGAAGGUGAUUGAGUUGAUUGAAUUAUGAAAAAGACACCACAAAAGACCCCAACCGCCGAGGGGAGCACAGCAUCGUGUACAGUGAAUCUGGUGCUGUUCGUGCUAUGCAUCUCGUCGGUGGGCACCUCCUUCUAUGCCAACUUCCGCCAGUCGAUCCUCGAGGAUCGCGUGCGGUAUUUCUCACAUCUCGACGAUAGGCUAACCGUUGUUGAGGCAAAGUUGCAAACGCUGCAACCGAAUGCCUUUGUGGAGCCACCCUUUGGGGAUGUGGCCAGUGUUGUGCGGAAGCUAUCGCUGGAGGUGGCGGGAAUUCAGAGACUGAGACGUGAUGUGUCACACUUGAAAGUAACCCGUCAACAGCGUCAGACUGCUAUUCAGCAAACACCAGAUUGUGUCUGCCCCCCGGGUCCACCAGGACCUCCAGGGAAGCGAGGGAAGAAGGGCAAGAAGGGUGAUCCCGGCGAAAUUGGACCAGCUGGACCCAUUGGUCUGGAUGGACCGAAGGGCGAAAGUGGAUCACCGGGCCUGAAGGGCCAGAAAGGCGAUCUUGGGGCAUUUGCCUUCGAUGUGUUCUCGUCAAAAGGGCUCAAGCGCUCCGUGACGACCCUGCGCGGAGGAUCACUCGGCUAUGCGGAGAUUGUGGCCGUGAAAGGUGAACCGGGUGCGCCGGGACCACCGGGUGAGCCUGGGCCCCCUGGGCUAGCGGGAAUUCCCGGGGAAGACGGCAAAAUUGGUCCAGCAGGAGCGAUCGGACCACCUGGGGAACGAGGUCAACCCGGAGAAAUUGGAGCACCUGGCCCGGCAGGACCAAAGGGUGACAAAGGGGAUCGUGGGAUUGUGACAACAAUCAGCAGCGAUCAAUUCCCCAAUGGUAUUAUUGAGGGCCCGCCUGGACCACCUGGACCGCCAGGGGAGCCCGGUGCGAAGGGAGACCGAGGUGAUGUUGGACCUGUGGGUCCUCCUGGUGGCAAAGGACCACGCGGGAAGCGCGGAAAGCGGAUAGGGAAUGGCAAAGAGGAAGUAGAUUACGAUGAUCCGGUUACGGUGCUGCGAGGCCCUCCUGGUCCACCAGGUCCUCCUGGUCCGGUGGGAAUGUCCGGGAAAGAUGGGCUACCAGGGCAGAAGGGAGAGCGCGGUCAAGUGGGUGAGCCUGGUUCGCUAGGACCUCGUGGAUUGGACGGUCUUCCCGGAGAGCCAGGUAUCGAAGGCCCACCAGGAUUGCCAGGGUAUCAAGGUCCAGCAGGUGAGAAGGGCGAAAGGGGAGACAUUGGACCGCCUGGCCUAAUGGGACCUCCUGGCUUACCCGGACCACCAGGAUUUCCAGGACCUAAAGGAGACCGAGCCGAUGGUGUUCAACCUGAAUAUAAAUUGAGAAAAAUGAGACGAAGACAGGACGAUCGGAUGUCAGAUGCUCCAUCACGCACAAAUGUUCACAUUGAAUAUCUACGUGGCCCACCUGGACCACCUGGGCAACAGGGGAUACCAGGACAUCCGGGGCAGAGGGGUGAACGCGGACCUGAGGGAAGAAAAGGAGAUGUAGGACCGAAAGGGACAAAAGGCGAUCAAGGACCUAUGGGAUUACCAGGACCUAUGGGAGUAAUUGCAGAUGACACCUUGACCCCAAUGCGCCGUAGAAGCUACCCUGGUUGAGUUCAAUCAACCCCCAAAAGAGAGCAAAACGAGUAAACGGAGGCCUCUGGCCAAAUACGGAAAACUCAAAAUGAAAAAAAAAAUCGUAAAAUGUGCGCAAACAUCAGUGCAGUGAUAAAUGCAAAACAUAUGGAUGAAAAAUUUACAUAUUGUCACGGGUUCUUUUUUUUAAUUUCUCAAAUAUAAUAUAUGUGAUUCGACUGUAGAUUGUUAAGGAAAAAAAAAACAAAAUAAUAAUGGAAACUGACGUGGAAAGACUUGUGGAGCAGAAGAGAUCAAAAUGACGACGACGAUGGAAUUUAACAGGCAAGGAGAUUUUUCCCAAGUAUUCAGUGUUUCGUUGUGUUCAUUGUCCAAGCGUAUUAAGGAAUUUAUAUAAAAAAAAAACUCAUUUUCAAGGCAACACAAAAGAUUGAAGUUUUAAAUGUAAACGAAAAAAAAGUAUAGCAUAAGAAAAUCUCAAUGUAUACAUUUAUUAAUAUUUGAAUGAAAAGAUGAAGAAGAAAAAAAACUGGAAGGAACUUACUUAUUUAUAAAUUAUUAUAUAGCCCUUAAUCUUCUACGGAAAAUCAUGCAGUCAUCGAUUUGUAUCAUUUGUAAAUAACAUACAGAUUAUACAGAGGAAAUAAAACA
Lutzomyia longipalpis is the source of this 2555-nucleotide messenger RNA. Its product is annotated as collagen alpha chain CG42342-like. NCBI's taxonomy places the organism in Eukaryota, Metazoa, Arthropoda, Insecta, Diptera, Psychodidae. The transcript has 8 exons. The coding region runs from base 297 to 1922 and encodes 541 amino acids. The record is from RefSeq and is a predicted model, not a curated record.